UCCACCCUCCUACCACCUCCCCAUUCUGGCCACGGCCAAUAUACACACUCCAGAGCCGCCAGUGGAACUCCGUCUAAGGAACGAGCCUCUGCCUCCACAGACCAACAAGCACACAACCCCAUCCACGAUGGCUGACCAACUAACAGAGGAGCAGAUUGCAGAGUUCAAGGAGGCUUUCUCCUUAUUUGACAAGGAUGGCGACGGAACCAUUACCACCAAAGAGCUGGGCACCGUCAUGAGGUCGCUGGGUCAGAACCCCACAGAGGCUGAGCUGCAGGACAUGAUCAAUGAGGUGGAUGCUGACGGUAAUGGAACUAUUGACUUCCCUGAGUUCCUGACCAUGAUGGCCAGAAAAAUGAAGGACACAGACAGCGAGGAGGAGAUCCGUGAGGCUUUCCGGGUAUUUGACAAGGACGGGAACGGCUACAUCAGCGCUGCAGAGCUCCGUCACGUCAUGACAAACCUGGGAGAGAAGCUAACAGACGAGGAGGUGGACGAGAUGAUCAGAGAAGCAGACAUUGACGGAGACGGACAGGUCAACUAUGAAGAGUUUGUACAGAUGAUGACUGCAAAGUGAAGCUGGCCUGCCCCAUCCUGCCCCCUCUUAGAAGAAAAAGAAGAAAAAAAAAACAACCAAAAAACAAAAUUGUUUUACUUACCUCUUGGAAGAAAAUGUUCAUUUAUUCAUACUGUUUCUGUAUAGAAAAUAAUUGAAUGUUGAAAUAAAAAUAUCCUUCUGUCCACACAGGAAAAAUCUAUAAAAAAUAUACAAAAAAUGUCUGCAUGAAAAUGAUGGUUAGUGAUUCUGCUCCCUCCCUCCAAAAAGAUCAGUUUAGCAUCAGUACGAGUAAAAAUAAUAACAACAACAACCCGGUUACUACUACCUUCAGACCGAAUCUAAAGCAUUUGGCCAACUCCUCCCAGUUCCAUAUGCUCGUGGUGAACGUCUGGGCUGGCUAUCUCUUCUUCUCUCUCUUUCGCUCUCUUUUUCUCUCUCUCUCUGUCUCUCUCUGUUUUCUGUUCUUCAUGCAUGCAGCUUGAGACCGGAACACCAACCCACCGCCCCGUUUUGUCCCCUGGAACCCCCAGUCCCCAUCCUUCCUCCGGACUACCAGAGCGUGCUGAUUCCACUUUAAGCUGUCCUCUUCUUGGUUUUUUUUUGUAUUCGCAGAGGAACCCUGUACUGUUAGGUGAGAAUAUACCAGGUUCUGACUCGAGCAUUAAAGUGGAACAGGAUUUAAUUGUAUGCUAGAUAAAAAGAAAAAAGUUGUACAAAAAAACACAUUUUCAAACAUUCGGCAUGUUUUUGUUUUUAUGUUAUUUGGGCGGCCAUCUUAGUAGUUGUUUGUCCUUCCCUUUGUAAAGGAGGGGAGGAGUUUAAGAGUCUUACAGUGAGCUUUCUUGUUUUUUCUUCUUUUUUUUUUUUGCUGAGAUGGAGUGUCUGUCCUCUUUUCUUGCAAGAGAGAAUAACUGGCCUUCACUUUUUCUUCUUCUGUCUUUUCGACUCAGACGAGAACAUAGUGAGGGCUGCGCUGUGUUGGCGGCGCACCGGUCUGCGCAACUGUUCAUCUGAGUUCAGUUUACAUUCAUUCCAAGUUGUACAUGCUAGUCUUUAAUUUUAUUUUAUUUUUUUUUUCAAAUAAAAGACCAUGAACUUUA
This is a messenger RNA of Girardinichthys multiradiatus, 1659 nucleotides long. Its product is annotated as calmodulin-1. The transcript has 6 exons. The coding region runs from base 128 to 577 and encodes 149 amino acids. The record is from RefSeq and is a predicted model, not a curated record. Lineage: Eukaryota; Metazoa; Chordata; Actinopteri; Cyprinodontiformes; Goodeidae. Gene Ontology annotation, molecular function: calcium ion binding.